Messenger RNA from Striga hermonthica, 744 nucleotides. Lineage: Eukaryota; Viridiplantae; Streptophyta; Magnoliopsida; Lamiales; Orobanchaceae. The record is from the annotation of a GenBank genome assembly.
AUGCAAAGCUUGUUCUCGCGUAAUCUAUGGCGUGAAAUCGGAGCUGCCAAAUACUCGUUUACUGGAGCUUCUUCUGUUUCCGGCGUCGGUUAUGGCCGAAGGUGGUACGGGCUGAUACCGAUGGUGAUUGAGCAUUCGUCACGAGGGGAGCGGGCCUACGACAUUUUCUCGCGCUUGUUGAAGGAGCGCAUCAUUUGCAUCAAUGGUCCCAUCUCCGACGAUACCUCCCACGUUGUUGUUGCGCAGCUCCUCUUUCUCGAGUCUGAGAAUCCCUCCAAACCUAUUCAUAUGUACCUCAAUUCGCCAGGCGGCGCCGUAACUGCUGGUCUUGCUAUCUACGACACAAUGCAGUACAUCCGAUCUCCAAUAAAUACGAUUUGUCUCGGUCAAGCUGCAUCAAUGGCUUCUCUCCUCCUGGCUGCUGGUGCUAAGGGCGAGAGGCGGGCCCUUCCGAAUGCUACUAUUAUGAUACAUCAGCCUUCUGGUGGGUACAGCGGGCAAGCUAAGGAUUUGAGCAUCCACACGAAGCAGAUUAUUCGUGUUUGGGAUGCAUUGAAUGAUCUUUACUGCAAGCACACUGGUCAGCCUCUUGAUAUUGUUCAGAAGAAUAUGGAUCGUGAUUAUUUCAUGACUCCUCAAGAAGCAAAAGAAUUUGGGAUUAUAGAUGAGGUCAUAGACGAGAGACCAAUAACCCUCGUGGCCGAUGCAGUAGCAGAGGAGAACAAAGAUAAAAGUUCGAGCUAG